Lagenorhynchus albirostris (white-beaked dolphin) is the source of this 4452-nucleotide messenger RNA. RefSeq names its product homeobox and leucine zipper encoding (gene HOMEZ). NCBI's taxonomy places the organism in Eukaryota, Metazoa, Chordata, Mammalia, Artiodactyla, Delphinidae. The record is from RefSeq and is a predicted model, not a curated record. Gene Ontology annotation, biological process: regulation of transcription by RNA polymerase II. Gene Ontology annotation, cellular component: nucleus. The transcript has 3 exons. Gene Ontology annotation, molecular function: DNA-binding transcription factor activity, RNA polymerase II-specific; DNA binding. The coding region runs from base 1145 to 2788 and encodes 547 amino acids.
CCCACACCCGUUUCUAUCUGUUACUGAUUUCUCAAAAUUUUCUGGAUUCCCCUUUUAUCUCUUAGUGAGCGAGGGUACACGCACACGUGCCCAUACAUGCGUUCAGAAUAGAGUAUGGGGCUUAUUACCAUGCCCCUCCUCUCCAAAUCUUUAAUCCUUUGAAGAAAAAUGGCUGAAAGAGAGAAACCCUGGGUCAUUCCUCAGACAAAUGCCCAUUUAAGCAUCAUCUUCACCUGGUGGAAAAAACAAAGAAUUUCAUGCAUCUUGUGGAUCACCCUCAGGUCAAAGUUCCAGCAGAGUGACGAGAGAAAGUAUACUGAAAGCCACCAGCAAUACACUUUUUAGUCACCAAUGAAGAGCCCAAGGGAGGAUAAUGGAGCGGGAGAGUGGGUCAAGGCUCAGUGUGUGAUCAUCUCUUGCGUAAUGUGUAUGCAUUACUGUUAUGUGUAUCAGCAGUCGCAAGAGCUCACAUUUACUAACGUAGCCACUAAAAUCUGGUGUCUUGCAUGCUUUAUAAUCCGCAAAACAACCCUAUGAGUUGAGUAAUGUUAUUCCUGUUUUAGAGAGAAAACAAUUCAGAAAAGCUCGGUAUUUUGUGCAAGAUCACACAGCUAGUAAAUGGCCGAGCUAGGAUUGUGAACCCAGGAAAUCUCCAGAGCCUCAGUGCAUAACCAUGAUGUCAUAAUAUUAUCCUUUAAAAACAAAAUUAAAACCUUGCCAUUAAAAAAAAAACCUUGGCACAUACCAUCUCUUAUUAGGAAAAGACCACAGUUUCUAAUUGUGCUCUGCCUUCCCAUCCUCCCAGCCUCCCCAGCUGGCUUGGAGAAGGCAAAGCACCAAGGGUCCCAAGCUUCAUCUGCUAUUUCCAGGAGCUUGCUGCUGCCUCCUGUGCCCGUGUCCCGGCUCUGCAGGAUCAGCAAGGAACCACUGCGCCUGCGCCUGCUGGAGAACUUGGGAACCCAUUUGAACUCCAGCCUUGCCAUACAUUGGGAUUCUCUCCUGGCCCUAGCCAGUCCUCCACACUUGUUGGGAAGCCCUAGCCUGAGAAUAAUCAGAUGCCUCAUCAUUACAUCAUAAUGGCCAAGUUGUGAUGUCACUGCAGAGCACCCACUCUUUAGUACACACAUUGUAAUUGAAACCGGAUAUGCUGAAGGGUAGAGUCAGCAUGAGGAGCAGAACCCCAAGAAGAGCUAUCUCUGAAGGGCACAAAUCAGAAAGCACCAUGCCUCCUAAUAAAGAGGCCAGCGGUCUUAAUAGCUCCCCUGCGGGGCUCAUCUGUCUCCCUCCCAUCUCUGAGGAGCUACAACUUGUGUGGACCCAAGCAGCCCAGACUAGUGAGCUGGAUGGCAAUGAACACUUGCUACAAACCUUCAGCUACUUUCCGUAUCCCAGUUUAGCAGACAUUGCCCUUCUCUGCCUACGCUAUGGGCUGCAGAUGGAGAAAGUCAAGACUUGGUUCAUGGCCCAGCGCCUCCGCUGUGGCAUUAGCUGGUCAUCCGAAGAAAUUGAAGAGACUCGAGCCCGAGUAGUCUACCAUCGGGACCAACUCCAUUUCAAAUCCCUUCUCUCUUUUACUCAUCAUGCAGGGCGGCCCCCAGAGGAGGUGCCUCCUUCUCCAGUGCCACCUCCAGAACAAGUUGGUCUUGGAAUAGUUCCCCUGACUCUUGGCGAGCCCACCCAGAUGAAAGGAUUGAAGGUAGAGCCCUCAGAGCCCUCAGAGCCACUGAGUCACCAGAAAGCAAAGGAGCCCCUGAUGGCACCUGGCAGUGGGGCAUUCCCCCACCAAUCACAAUUUUGGCAGGAUCUUCAAAGCAGUGGCCUCUCUAAGGAGCAGGCAGGCAAGGCUCCCAACCAGUCACACGGCCUAGGUACUGCUUCCUGGAACCACUCCACAGCUGUCCACCAGCCCCGUGCUCGGGAUAAGCCUCCACCCGUCUCAUUACUUGCCAGUAGUUGUAAGAAGGAGUCAGCAUCUAAUGUGACUCCUCCUUCCUCUACCUCUUCUUCCUCUUUCCAGGUACUGGCUAAUGGAGCUACUGCCACCUCUAAACCCCUCCAGCCACUGGGCUGUAUCCCACAGCCGCUGUCACCCAAUGAACAGGCACUACGCCCACAGUUGGAGCCAGCCUGGCCCCAGGGGCUAAGGCAUAACUCAGCACCUGGUAGGGUUGGCCCUGCAGAGUACCUUUCCCCAGAUAUGCAACGUCAGCGAAAGACCAAGCGCAAAACCAAAGAGCAGCUGGCUAUCCUCAAAUCGUUUUUUUUACAGUGCCAGUGGGCACGGCGUGAGGAUUACCAUAAAUUAGAGCAGAUCACUGGCUUACCUCGGCCUGAGAUUAUUCAGUGGUUUGGUGACACACGCUAUGCCUUGAAGCAUGGGCAACUAAAAUGGUUUCGGGACAACGCAGUACCUGGUGCCCCUAGUUUCCAGGAUCCAGCAAUUCCUACACCACCACCUUCAACCCGCUCCUUGAAUGAAUGGGCUGAGACACCACCUCUGCCGAUCCCCCCACCCCCACCAGAUAUACGACCCUUGGAAAGGUACUGGGCAACCCACCAACAGCUACGGGAAAGUGAUAUCCCUCAACUGAGUCAGGCAUCAAGGCUUAGCACCCAGCAGGUACUGGAUUGGUUUGACUCUCGAUUACCUGAGCCAGCUGAAGUGGUGGUUUGUCUAGAUGAAGAGCAGGAAGAGGAGGAGGAAGAACUGCCAGAAGAUUAUGAGGAUGAAGAGGAGGAGGAGGAAGACGACGACGACGACGAUGAUGAUGUGAUCAUCCAGGACUGAGGGUGCACUGGGGGAGGGGAGGUCUGUUACUAAAAGACGAACCAACUUAGUAACUGUUUAAACAAAGAAACCACAUUUUUUUACUUACCUUGUGGCAAAGAACUGAAAAGCUUUGUGUUUUUGAGGGUGGGGGACAGCGGGAUGUAGUAAGGGUGGACCAGGGAGGAUGAUCAUGGAGGACAAAGCAAGGUGGGGAUUGGAUGGGCAGAAAUCCAGGCCUGCAGCCUCAAUGAGAAGAGUGCUAUGGGUCUGGUCCAAACUAUGGGGCCGGGAAAAGGCUCUUGCUCUCCUCGUAUUGGCUGUUCUUUCCCCUUAGUGUACUACGGCCUACAUCUAUGGAGGACUAGAAAGGAGGUGUAAAGAUUCCAGUACAUCCCCCAGUCCCACCCCACCAUUUUCCUUGGAAUAUAAGGCUGCCUUGCACCCCUUCUUUUCUCUCUGAGCACAAGUCCACACACAAUGCAGCCAAGAAUCUCAGUAUGUCCCAGUCAAUCACAAAUACUUCCUCUUCCUUAUACCAGCUUGACUUUAUAUGUUUUCCUGCUGCUUUAUUGAGUCACACAGGGAGCAGAAUGUUUUCGUUUCUAAUACUGGACCACUAUGCCUUGUACCUUUUUAUCUUUCCCAAACCCCCAUUCUGUUCACUAUUUGUCUCAGGGUAAAUCUUGCCCCCGGAGCUUGUGAAAAAGUUUAAUAAUUGGGUGGAGAAUAAUUUAGACUGGAUAUUUAUUGGAGGUGGGAAUUAGGGGAGAUGUCCUUUAAAAAAAAGUAGAAUUAGAAUUACAGAGAGGUAGAGAGGAGAGGGAAUGGUUUCUACUGUUCGGAAGGACAGUGCAGGUAGGUUCCAGGUUUGGUUUUACAAACCUGACAGUCCCUCCUGCCUAGCUUGACAUAGACUGAUUUUUUUAUCUUUUUGGUGUUGGUUUAAUGUGUCCAGAAAAGAGACUUUUCCCUCACUUUAUACGAUCUGUCUUGGAGACAGAGGGACCAUGGUCCUUAACUGAAUUAAUUGAUGUUUUAGAAUGGUUUUCAUCAGUUGGGGUCGGAUAUAAAGGUAUCAGUGGGUUAACCAUCUAGAAAUAAAAAAGUGGAAAGCCCCAAAUUGCUAGAAUAAUAAUAAAAAGGCCAAAAAUAAAAUUGUUUCUCUCACUUCCACUUUGCCACUUCUAUGGUUUAGAGAUUAAUGGAGCCAAAUCCAUUAACUUUCUGAUUUAGUAUACUUUUUAUUUAUUUUUGAAGUGGCAGGAUAUAGUGAGGUAAAGUAAAAGAACAAAAACUUGAAAAGUUAGUAGAUCAGUAUCUAUCACUAGGCAGACUUUUUUCUGCACCUGCUACAGCACAGGCUCUUGCUCAGAAGAGAGGGAGUUUAGAAAUGCCUUUAAAAUAAAUUCAGUUUCAGAAAGGGUAGUGGGAUCCUAUUCAGCUACAAGGUCAUUCCCAAGACCAAAUUUAUUUCUGGCAGAUGCUAUCUUUACAUUUUUCCAAUAUUUUUGCUUAAGGUAUGCCUGCCAGUGGCCUACCCAUUUAAUCCCUCAUUUCUACCCCUUAGUACCCAAAGAAGAAUAAAUGUUUGAUCUCAGUGGUAGUGUUCUUUGCCCAUUCCACCAUUUGAGAGCUUGUAAUACCAAUAGAGUUGCAGUAGCAAUAAAAGGACAUCCUCUUUA